AUGGCGGACCCUGGAAGUCAACCCCCUGGCAUCGACGUCGGCAUGCGAGUCGAGGUCAGCGGGAACCUAGGCUACGUCCGCUAUGUCGGUCAGACCUCAUUCUCCACCGGACGAUGGGUCGGUGUCGAACUCGACCUGCCGCGAGGUAAAAACGGUGGUGUCGUCGAAGGAAAACGCUACUUUGACUGCAGGGCCAUGCACGGUGUCUUUGUCCGUCCACCUCAAGCUCGCAUCAUCGUCGACGGUGUUGCUCCUACUGGAGCACAGCCUGAACCAGCAGGACGGGCGGCUUCUCGCCCCUCAUCCGUCUCAAGUCGCUCACAGCUGUCUGCAGGAAGCCGAACACUUGUUCCGAGCAGACCCUCGUCCGUGAGGACCACUAUCGCAUCCCCAACAGCCGCCACAGGCGCCUCAAGACUCACAAAACCAGCAGCCAGGAGAGCCGGCACAGACUCAACACCCGAUUCGCCCGGCUCUGCACGCAGGAUAAAAGUUGCACCUCAGUCAGCCCGUGACGAUGACCACCACUUGGCAGAGCGUUCACGUUCCAGCACACCACCUACAUCCGCCAACCUUCAGCAACCGCAAAAUCAAUUACUUCUCCAACAACAACAGCUGCAGCUUCAAAGGCAGCAAGAGGCCAUGCUGGCGGAGGAGGAGAGUAAGCGUCUGACUAUGGAGGAGGCCUUGAUUCAGGAGGAACUUGAACAGGAGGAAGAGCUUGCCCAGAAGGAACAACAACAGGAACAACAGGGUUUUGCUCCUUUGCCAGCGUCAGCCUCUGGAGGAACCCCGUCGACUCAGUCGCAACAGGGAAACAACGCUCAGCGAACGGAGGCUGUUGUCCCCUUGAAGGAGUAUGAGGAACUGAAGAUCAAGCUCCGUAUCCUGGAGACCAAGCGCACUGAGGACCGUGAGCGGAUCCGUGAUGCUGAAAAGGCCAAGGAGGAAUCUGAACAGUUCCUGAACAUCCGCACUAAAUUGCAAGCCAAGCUGACAGAGAUGCAACAGGAACUGCGGGACUCGAAGCGAAGCCUGAAAGAGUCUCAGACAGAGAAGGAGGCGUUUGAGAACAAAUACAACGAUGUGCUCGAUUCUAUGGAGGUGACACUACUGGACAAGGAAAUGGCAGAGGAGCGGGCAGAAAACUUGCAACACGAAGUCAACAUGCUGAGGGAGAAGGUCGACGAGAUGCACGUCGACUUGAACGUAUUCCAGCAGGAAGAUGGCAAGUAG
Molecule: messenger RNA, 1236 nt
Organism: Linnemannia hyalina
Lineage: Eukaryota; Fungi; Mortierellomycota; Mortierellomycetes; Mortierellales; Mortierellaceae
Source: the annotation of a GenBank genome assembly